Molecule: messenger RNA, 1514 nt
Organism: Cucurbita pepo subsp. pepo (vegetable marrow)
Lineage: Eukaryota; Viridiplantae; Streptophyta; Magnoliopsida; Cucurbitales; Cucurbitaceae
Source: RefSeq, a predicted model, not a curated record
UUACUCAUCAUUCAAAACUCGUAUGCUGAAAUUAGUUGCAGAAGAAUCAGUCUCUCUCUCUCCGGAGAAAUCACCGAUCGUCGGAAUUGGAAAAGCCGAACUGACGGUUUCGAAAGCCUUCAGCACCGCAAUUCAGCCUCCAAAUUCUUGUUUCAUCUCCGUUUAAGCCUCUACAUUCCAAACAUGGCAGCGGAGAGGCACGCCUCUUCGCGCGCAACAUCAUCUGAAGACAACGCGAUGUUUCUUGAUAUACUGCAUGAGGCCCCGUUAUUUGGUCAUCGGAAGCCUGCACGAACAGUUGGGAGCAUAAUUUAUUGUUUCGUUUUGGUAGGCUAUGCUGCUCUGGCUAUUGGAGCGCCAUGGAUUUUUCGUCCUAUAAUGCACUUGGUUGAACCAUUGCUCUGCAGUUGCGAUGUUGUUCUCUUGAUGCUCACAGGUAUAUUUCAGCAAUAUCUAGUAUACCAAGUCCAGAAAAUUCGAUUGCAGGGUUAUUAUAGCUUUAGCCAGAAGUUAAAGCAUAUUGUUCGUCUACCUUUUGCAGUUACUGCAUAUGGAACUGCUGCCCUUUUACUUGUCAUGGUAUGGGAACCUCAGAUCAGUGCACUCUCGAUCCCCAUAAUUUUAAGGAUGAUUAUGUUAAUUGAAGCGGUAUGUGCUGGAUCAUUUAUGAUUAUAUAUAUCAGUUAUGUUCAAAAGUACAAUUCAUUAAAUUCUCAGCCUGAUGUUUUGAAGUCAUUGUAUUCUCCACUUCAGCAAUCAAGUUCUUUGGAAGAUCUAAGGUAUCAUGAUGUUGGUCGACUUUCUGAUCAGCAAAUGGCUUUGUUGCAAUAUCAGCGAGAGAACCUUCAUUUUCUGAAUGAGGAGAUUCUUCGGUUGCAAGAGUGUUUGAGUAAAUAUGAACGGUCCAGUGAUGGAAGCACGCCUCAGGUUGAUCUUGCCCAUAUGCUAGCUGCUCGUGAUCAGGAAUUGAGGACACUUUCAGCUGAGAUGAAUCAGGUGACAUCAGAACUUAGGCUUGCUCGAUCUGUGAUAGCCGAGAGGGAUACCGAGAUUCAGAAAUUACUCACCACCAACAAGCAGUAUGUAGAAGAAAAUGAAAGACUGAGAGCUAUUCUAGGAGAAUGGAGUACACGGGCUGCAAAGCUCGAGAGGGCGCUUGAAGCCGAGCGUAUAUCAAAUCUUGAAUUGCAAAAGAGGAUUGCAACACUAAAAAAGCUAUCACAUGCAUCUGAAACAUCAGAGCAGCAGGGGAGUUGAGUUGAUGCCUGUAGUAAACCAUACAUAAAGCAUCAUCAGUUUAAUCUCAAGGUUGGAACGGAAGUGCCGCCCUCAGCAUAGGCUACAUUUAUAUUCUCUUGAAUAUGAGCAGCCGCAGAUGAGACCCGUUUUCUCUCGUGCAUUCUGGCCUCCAGUAUCGACCAAAUACCGGCAGUAGCUGUGUAAACAAAUGAAGGUUCGUUUCUUUUUUUCCUUUUUGAUCUUGGGACUAAAAUUUGAAUUUCUUUGAUUGUACA